This is a messenger RNA of Malania oleifera, 2338 nucleotides long. RefSeq names its product AUGMIN subunit 3. Gene Ontology annotation, cellular component: centrosome; mitotic spindle; HAUS complex. Bases 276 to 2129 code for a protein of 617 amino acids. The record is from RefSeq and is a predicted model, not a curated record. The transcript has 18 exons. Lineage: Eukaryota; Viridiplantae; Streptophyta; Magnoliopsida; Santalales; Ximeniaceae. Gene Ontology annotation, biological process: centrosome cycle; spindle assembly.
GAAGACUAAACCGGUUUAAAUAUGUUUUUUUUGCGGGAGCAUGGCGUUCGAUCUCCCUCUCUCGCCUUGGUUUGCAGGAGUUAGCCAUGUCGACCUCGUCCGACAUCCAAGACCAGGAUCUGUGCCACUGAUACGCCUCCAGCGCCAUCCAUUCAUUGGAAAGUGAGAGUGUGUGAAGUGAACAUACGGAAAAGAAGGGAUUCGGCUUUCGAUCUGACCAAUUAUUCUCAAUUGUUUGAACAAAUCAAGAAGCAGAAGUGUGACUCGAUUGCGCAAUGAGCGGUGCGAGACUUUGUGCAGUGUUGGGGGAAUUGGGGUACGACGGGGCGGAGUCCCUGGAUCCCGAUAGCUUCGAAUGGCCGUUCCAGUACGACGAUGCUCGCUCCAUCCUCGACUGGAUUUGCUCCAGCCUCCGCCCCUCCAAUGUCCUUUCUCCCUCCGAGGUCUCCCAGCAGGAACAGUUUUUACAAGAAGGCAAGUUGUUGGAGGGGGAAGACUUGGACUUUGCUUAUGAUAGCAUUUCAGCAUUUUCAACCAGGAGAGACAAUCAAGAAGCAGUAUUUGGAGCUGAAGAAGGAUUGAAAGAUAUACGGGAUGCAAGUCUGGCAUACAAGGCUGAAGCUUUGGAAUUACAAAGGCAGCUAAGGCAUCUGCAAUCUCAAUUUGAUAUGCUCACUGGCCAGGCUUCAGCUUUGAUUCAAGGAAGAAGGGCACGAGUUGCAGGAACCUCUGCUGUCAAUGGGCAACUUACUUCUAUCGACGAUAGCCUUUCAGCAAGAAAUUUAGAGAUGAAUGCAGUUUUGGGAAGGAUUGCUUCUGCCGCAGAGGAGUUGGCUCAUUAUCAUUCAGGGGAUGAGGAUGGCAUCUACUUAGCUUACUCUGAUUUCCACCCAUACAUGCUUGGAGAUUCAUCUUGUAUAAAGGAGUUGAAUCAGUGGUUUGUUAAGCAGCUUGACACGGGCCCUUUUCGAUUAGUUGCUGAAGAAGGCAAAGCUAAAUGUUCAUGGGUGAGUCUUGAUGAUAUUUCAAAUAUCUUAGUACGAGCAGAUUUAGAGAAAUCCCAUCAUCAACGUGUAUCUGAAUUGCAACGACUUCGCUCUAUAUAUGGAACGAGUGAAAGACAGUGGGUAGAAGCACAGGUUGAGAAUGCCAAGCAGCAAGCCAUUCUCACGACACUUAAAUCUCAAAUUACAGCUGAUGAAGCUCAUAUUCAUCUUGAUUUUCAUUCCCUUAGGAGGAAGCAUUCUGAAUUGGUGGGGGAACUUUCAAAUCUUUAUCCAAAGGAAGAGAAAUUGUUAUCUGAGACUGUACCAGAUCUUUGUUGGGAGUUGGCUCAGCUCCAAGACACGUACAUUUUGCAAGGUGAUUAUGAUUUAAAGGUCAUGCGCCAGGAGUGCUACAUUAAUCGGCAAAAAGCGUUAAUAAACCAUUUGAUUAAUCAGCUUGCAAGGCACCAGUUCUUGAAAAUAGCUUGUCAGUUAGAAAGGAAGACCAUGCUCAGUGCAUAUUCAUUGCUUAAAGUUAUUGAAUCGGAGCUACAAGGAUACCUGUCUGCAGCUAAAGGUCGAUUGGGUCGUUGCCUAGCACUCAUUCAAGCUGCAUCUGAUGUCCAAGAACAAGGAGCAGUGGAUGAUCAUGAUAGCUUUCUGCACGGUGUUAGAGACCUUUUAAGCAUUCAUUCAAAUGCUCAAGCUGGGUUAUCAACAUAUGUAUCAGCACCAGGAAUUGUUCAGCAGAUUUCUGGCCUCCAGUCCGAAUUGAUGACCCUUCAGUCUGAGCUUGAAAAUUCCCUUCCAGAGGACAGGAAUAGAUGCAUUAAUGACCUGUGCACUCUUAUUCAAGGUUUGCAGCAGCUACUAUUUGCUUCCUCGACAACUGCACAGCCACUAUUGACACCUCGGCCAUUAAUGAAAGAGCUGGAUGAAAUGGAAAAGGUCAAUGCAAAACUCUCAGCUGCUGUUGAAGAAGUAACACUAGAGCACUGUAAGAAGACCGAGAUUGUAAAACAUCAUUCCCAGGAGGUGGCUCUUCAAAGGCGGGUUUUUGUCGACUUCUUCUGCAAUCCUGAGCGUUUGAGGACUCAAGUUAGGGAACUAACUGCUCGUGUCAGAGCUCUGCAAGUUUCCUAAUGCACAAUUCAUUGCAUGGUAAUGCGCCUGGUGUUUCCUCAGCAGAGGCAGCAGUGCCCCUUAUGUUGUCUCUUUGGGGCCUUCCUCUGAAUCAAGUUUAUGAAUCCUGCUGGCAUCGCCUGUAUUGACAUCCCACGCGGGAAUUUGUAAACGAAUACGCAUUCUACCAAUGUUAUAUUGACUCCGUAAUUAGUGAAAUUUAUAUCCUA